AUGAAUCCCGAGAAUAUCAACAACUUCAACAACUUCAACUACACCACCAACACCAUCAAUGGGGAGUAUUGCUAUUCCUGCCAGCAUUACCUACCUGCAGGUAUGCAAUGGCAUUUCCACGCUAGCACUGAUAUACAUAAAUACAACUCUAUCCGUCCGGUGGAUGGAAGAAUCAAGCAGAUUGUGAAUGGGUACAAGGGACGUAUUCUCCAAUACAUGUUUGAGAAUGAGGGAGCGGAUGAAUCUGAUAAAAUAAUUGGACCACUUUACUGCGAUGGAGUGGAAAUGAGAAUCCACAUUAAUUUAUUAUUCGUCGACGGACCAACGGCGGGUAUUCAUGGACACUAUGUAUGGAUUAAAAAUAUUUCAUCUCUACUUGCCAAACAACUGGGUAAACAUCGAGUUAAGCGUUGGUUCUGUAAUCAAUGCUUACAAUACUCAACGAGUGAGGAGAGGGCGGCUCAACAUACAUUGAGAUGUAGUCGGGUGGUUACCGAGGGACCAAGGAAGGAUCAGAAGAUUAGCUUUAAAAACCAUCAUCGUCAGUUGGAGGUUCCGUUCGUCGUGUAUGCAGACUUUGAAUGUAUAUUGGAACCAGUAUCAUUAGAUGUAAGUGUAAACACGAAAAUUAUUAAUAAGCAUGUGCCAGUAGCAUUUGCAUACUACAUAAAGUGUGCAUUUGACUCUGGCUUAGAUAAGUUUGUUUCGAAGACAGGAGGUGAUGUCGCUCGCACUUUCAUUAAAAAUUUAACGUCAGAUUUGUCCGAUUUGUAUGAGAACCACAUGAAAAUAGUGGUUCCAAUGCACAUGACUCAUAAUGAGUUAGAUAAUUUUAGGAAAGCGACCAUUUGCCACAUAUGUAAGGGUAUUUUAAAUAAUGAUAGAGUGAAAGAUCAUUGUCAUUUUACAGGUAGAUAUAGAGGUGCAGCCCAUAAUUCCUGUAAUCUUAAUUACAAGACGGGUGAUUUUAUCCCCGUAUUCUUUCACAAUUUCUCCAAAUACGAUUCUCAUUUGUUUGUUAAAGAACUUGGAGAAAUUGAGGGGGAAAUAAAAGUUAUUCCUUUGAAUAAGGAAUUGUAUAUUUCAAUUUCUAAAUAUCUCCCUCUAAGGAAAAAUACGCUAGAAAUCAGGUUUUUGGAUACUAUCAGAUUCAUGCCCUCUAGUCUAGACACACUCGCGGGGAAUUUGAGUGAGGAGAAUUUCAAUGUGCUGAAAUCACAGUACAAAAACAAGUCCGAUUUUGAACUACUUCGCAGGAAAGGAGUUUUCCCAUAUGAAUAUUUAGAUUCUGUUGAAAAACUAGAUGAAACUUCUCUCCCACCAAGAUCCAAGUUCUAUAGUAAUUUAACAGAGUCAGAAUGUUCAGAAGAGGAUUACGCUCAUGCCAUCCAAGUAUGGUAUCAUUUUAAUUGUCGUUCAUUGAAGGAAUACUUAGAAUUGUAUUUGAAAACUGAUGUUUUAUUGUUAACAGACGUUUUCCAAAAUUUUAGGGCAAUUUGUUCUUCAAUUUACAAUCUUGACCCAGCCCAUUAUUAUACUACACCAGGAUUAAAGAGCAUCUGCAACAACGUUAGAGGUUCCUGGCUUAUAUCGGAGCUCAUGGUUGUACUCUUCAAGGUAGCUUUUCCACCUUUUGAGUUUACCGUUGUGGUUUUUGUUGCUCAGCGCGAAGGUGAGUGGCUGGUGAUCAGUAUGAAUAAUAACUUUGGAAGUACCGUAAAGGUACAUGCGUAG
Messenger RNA from Drosophila sulfurigaster albostrigata, 1734 nucleotides. RefSeq lists its product as uncharacterized. Lineage: Eukaryota; Metazoa; Arthropoda; Insecta; Diptera; Drosophilidae. Gene Ontology annotation, biological process: DNA replication. The record is from RefSeq and is a predicted model, not a curated record. The transcript has 4 exons. Gene Ontology annotation, molecular function: nucleotide binding; DNA binding; DNA-directed DNA polymerase activity. Bases 1 to 1734 code for a protein of 577 amino acids.